AUGUCCGUAUUUGCAAAUUGUAAAAGGAAAGGCCAGUCUGAACAGAUGAUCCCGAGAUACAAGAAAGUGCCCAUCACAACCCCAGCGCAGCAAAUGGCCACCGUGUCGAUCACGAGCGAUCUGGAGCCAUACUUGGCUUCGCUCCGCUCGUACCUAGCUAAAAAUAACAUUGCAACCCCUCGACCGGUGGACGAGGAGGGGGCUGAUGAGAUGACGACCGACUCCACCGAUUCUUCAACGGCGGAGGAUUCGCGGCGGGAGUCGAAGCGUUUCAAAAAGGUCAAGGAGGAUGCUCGUGCCGACCGCAGACUUCCUAUGCUACAAAAAUGUGCAACCCGGUUGGAUAAGGACUGA
This is a messenger RNA of Aspergillus tanneri, 354 nucleotides long. RefSeq lists its product as uncharacterized. The record is from RefSeq and is a predicted model, not a curated record. NCBI's taxonomy places the organism in Eukaryota, Fungi, Ascomycota, Eurotiomycetes, Eurotiales, Aspergillaceae. The transcript is spliced from 2 exons. The coding region runs from base 1 to 354 and encodes 117 amino acids.